CCGGAGCCCGGGGCUGCGCGGUGUCCUGGCACCCUGCCCCGGGCGCGAGGGGGCGGGACUGCGCCGCGGUUUCCCUUUGGGGUGCAUGGCCGAGGUGCAGGGCUUCACGGAUUGAGCUGCGUUUCCCAGGGCUUGGGCAUUCUUGAGGUCAUCUGUACAUUCUGCCUGGGAAAAGAUGGUCAACGUCUUGAAAGGAGUGCUUAUAGAAUGCGACCCUGCCAUGAAGCAGUUCCUGCUGUACCUGGACGAGUCCAGCGCCCUCGGGAAGAAGUUCAUCAUUCAAGACAUCGACGACACGCACGUCUUCGUCAUAGCAGAGCUGGUUAAUGUCCUGCAGGAGCGAGUGGGGGAACUGAUGGACCAAAAUGCGUUCUCUCUUACCCAGAAGUAAAAAUACCAGACACUGAGUACCUAGUCAUUAUAGGCCACAAAUGUGAAAGACCGUUCCCAUUCAGGAGCUGGGUGUCCAUGAGUCUACUGGGUAUUGUGGGAAAGACUAAAGGAUCAUUUGCUUGGACAAAAAUCCACAGAAUGAAAUUUGUUGUACAAAAAAAUAAUAAUUAACAAUUGACUAUCAUUUGGGUUUUAUUAUCCUUUAUUAAAAUGUUGUCUCU
Jaculus jaculus (lesser Egyptian jerboa) is the source of this 614-nucleotide messenger RNA. RefSeq names its product general transcription factor IIH subunit 5 (gene Gtf2h5). Gene Ontology annotation, biological process: nucleotide-excision repair, preincision complex assembly; transcription initiation at RNA polymerase II promoter; nucleotide-excision repair. Gene Ontology annotation, cellular component: transcription factor TFIIH core complex; transcription factor TFIIH holo complex. NCBI's taxonomy places the organism in Eukaryota, Metazoa, Chordata, Mammalia, Rodentia, Dipodidae. The coding region runs from base 176 to 391 and encodes 71 amino acids. The transcript has 3 exons. The record is from RefSeq and is a predicted model, not a curated record.